Molecule: messenger RNA, 954 nt
Organism: Seminavis robusta
Lineage: Eukaryota; Bacillariophyta; Bacillariophyceae; Naviculales; Naviculaceae
Source: the annotation of a GenBank genome assembly
AUGGGCUGGUUUGGAAAGAGAGAGGACGAUCAGAACAAUGUUCCGCUGUCGCAGUGCAACCCUGUGAUUGUGAAUCAGACGCAUCAGAGCGUCGUUUUGUUUUUGGACCGUGGCGUCCUCUACAACAAGCAAGUGUUGGCUCCCGGAGAAGCCGUUGCAAUGCCUCGUUCCACCAAUACCGGUGUACCAUCCGUGGUGCCCUACAAGAUUCAUGCCGUGGUGGGAGACGAAAAGAGUCUUCCCACGCGUCGCCAAUCCAUGACGAAUGCCUUUUCGACGGCUGUCAUCCCCGCAGCAUUUAUCGUGGGCACGCUCAUGGCGGCUUCCAGUGCGGGGACAUCGACGGCGCUCACUCGCGCCACGGCCAGUGUGGUGGUGAAAGGAAUGGUGAUUGAUUCGGCCGCGUUGGCCGCAGGUUCCGUCACGGCGAAUCGAGCGGCAUAUAUUGCCGAUAGACUCAUUGAAAAGCACCCCGAAAACUUUGCUGUCAAAUCGGGUAUGCUCAUGCCCGGUAAUCGAUUCGUCGUGAUUCGUGGAGGUAUCGAAGAGCCAUUGACCAUUACGUGCAUCAAGGAACAAAAGUUUCGAAAAAUUCCCAUCGUGGGAGAUGUCAAGGCACCCAUGGAUACCCUCGUGGAUAAGAUGAACUACUACACGCCAUCGAUGUUCCUAUCCGCCUCCGCCAAGUCAGGCAACAUUAAUGAGGACGAAAUCAAAGCUAUAGCACCAAAACCAGAACAGGCACAGGCACCGGCAUUGACGGAAGCUUCCAAGAAAGGUACAGCCCCGACGACAAUCACCACGGAAGAAGGCUUGACAGAGCAAGAAGAUGAGGAACUCAUGCAUGCCAUUGCGGAAUCCCUCAAAAUGGAAGAAGAGCGAAAACAAAAGGAGCAAGAAUUCAACAAGCAAAUGAAAUCUCAAGGAUCGCCUUGUCUGUGCUUUUGCGGCUAA